Messenger RNA from Pseudonaja textilis, 1072 nucleotides. Lineage: Eukaryota; Metazoa; Chordata; Lepidosauria; Squamata; Elapidae. The record is from RefSeq and is a predicted model, not a curated record.
AUGUCAUAUUGCCAAGAUGCCCGAAGAUUACCUCAUUCGCAGAAUCCAUCUCCUGGAAGCAGCAGCCCUCGACCUUCUGUAAUAGGACGUAUAGGCCAGCGUCCAAGGGGUGAUGGUCAGGAUUGGGAUGCAGAAUCUUCCAAUGGAAGCAGUGCUCGUGGUAAUGUAACUUCUGGAAUAUCUAAUCCAUCACCUUUGGAUAUGGGUCAUGUUGACCUGCCAGAACUGGAAAAUAAAGAAAAACUGAUUGGAAUCCUAGAUUCAUUAGGUGAAAUCAUUACUUAUCACAAAAGUAACACCAGCUCAGAAAAACCUGAGCUUGCAGUAGUGCACCACAGGAUGGCAUUUGUUAGUGUUUCACUUUUCACAGUUCGACUCCUGCAAGUAUUGGUACCUGUAGAGAAGGCCACUAGUGUUUUACCAGAGUCUUUAGUGACAGCAUUGUUUGUUCUUUCCGUGGACAUGCCAUUUUCCUUAGAAUAUCCAAAUAUACACGAAUCAAUCACAGCUUAUUUGGAACAAAUGAAUUCAGAAAACUACAGUAUUUAUAAACAAGCUGCAGAAGCUGCCUAUUCAAUUGAGUGUGCUUGUAAUUUUAUGUUGGAUGUUCGCAAGGAGGGAGAAAAAAAUCAUCUUGAUUUACUUGAACUGGUAGAACAAGCCAUAAAAGGUCUUCCGUUUCACCAGUAUUUUGUUCUACUUAAGGAAUACCUCAACAUUUGCUCAGAUAUCUGGAAACCUGCUGGAGGUGACCCCCUGCUGCAGAAUAAAAGUCAGAAGGUGCUUCUCCAUCUGUUGUCACAUCCUGUGCCAAAUAUUAGAACAGAAGCCUAUCGCUGCUGUCUUGACAUUGUUAAGGAAUGUUUAGGCAUUCAUAAUGCUGUAAAGUCUAUUUCUUCGAUCAGUUGUGGUAUACAUUUUCUGCUUCAUCCCAAAGUUCUUUAUGAAAUAUGCACUUUUGGGCUUCAGGAUUCUCAGCAUGAGGUACAUCAUUCUGAAUAUGAUACCGUUACCAGAAUUAAUCUGAAAAUUAAAAGAAAUUAGUAGACCCAAAGCUUUGUACCUUUAUAAA